Messenger RNA from Psammomys obesus (fat sand rat), 1025 nucleotides. It is a transcript of the gene Lyrm4, whose product is annotated as LYR motif containing 4. The record is from RefSeq and is a predicted model, not a curated record. The transcript has 3 exons. Lineage: Eukaryota; Metazoa; Chordata; Mammalia; Rodentia; Muridae. Gene Ontology annotation, biological process: iron-sulfur cluster assembly. The coding region runs from base 358 to 633 and encodes 91 amino acids. Gene Ontology annotation, cellular component: L-cysteine desulfurase complex; mitochondrion.
UCUCGACCACGCCCCCCGGCGGUUCGGAAGCGUGCAGGCUGCGGAGGCUGAGAGCCACGGUGUUCGGCCCGUGACCGUCCCGCCAAGGAGCGUGCCUGGGGCAGGACGGCCUGACCUCCUGCCGCUGGGGUAGCCUGUGAGCAACACGGAGCCUCCAGGACGCGAGCACCUCCUCUUAGCUGCCCGCCGCCCUGCCUGCGCCGCCUCCUCGUGCGCGGGACGCGAGCCAGGCCGCAAGCCAGGCCGAGCUUCUGCUUUCCAGCGUGCUUUUUGCAUCGUUUGACAUUUGGGUCCAGUUGAACUUCGGACCUCUACGAAGAAGGACCUGUUUGUUUUUGUUACUAGUUUGUUUCCAACAUGGCAGCCUCCAGCCGCGCACAAGUUUUAGAUCUGUACCGGGCGAUGCUGAGAGAGAGCAAGCAUUUCAGCGCCUACAAUUACAGAAUGUAUGCUGUCAGGAGAAUAAGAGAUGCCUUCCGAGAAAAUCAGAAUGUAAAAGACCCUGUAGAAAUUCAAAACCUGGUGAAUAAAGCCAAAAGAGACCUUGAAAUAAUCCGCAGACAGGUGCAUAUUGGCCAGCUGUAUUCAACUGACAAGCUUAUCAUUGAAAAUCAAGAGAAGCCCAGGACAUAGGAGCCCAGCACUAGGAAACAGCCGCCGCAGCAGAACUGACCACCUUCAGCAUCCAUUCUACAUAGAGUGUUCACACAAUCCUGGCUGAACGUAGCCUGUUGCUCUGCCUGCCUUGUAGUUGCUGAUAAACUGAGCAUUUGCAUUCUCAUUUGCAUUCUCUCACAGCCAUAUUGUGAAGAAAUGGUUGUGCAUCCUCAGUUCAGGUGUUAGAAUGAAGAGCUGGAAGUCACUCAGGAUAAUGCUAUAUGUUAUCGUGUCUCCUCACCACCCCACCCCUUCUUGCAGAUCACCCACAUUUGUAUAGAGCCUUUGCAGAUUUUAUGUCUUGGUCCUUAACAAUAAACAUAAUUAUCUCCCUAUCCUUUUGUACCAAAUAAACCCAUUGCAGUGAA